GUCAGUGUCAGCUGACGUUUAUGCAGCUCCGUGUUUAAAGGAAAAAUAAUUCUGUAGCGGUUUUGCUCACUUUUUUUUAACAGCACGGACACAAUGCUGCGCCCAAAAGCGUUAACUCAGGUUCUCAGCCAGGCGAACACUAACGGAGUCCAGAGCACACUGUUGCUGAAUAAUGAAGGUUCUCUGUUGGCCUAUUCGGGUUACGGGGACACGGACGCUCGGGUCACAGCAGCCAUCGCCAGCAACAUCUGGGCUGCUUAUGACAAAAACGGACACCAGGCUUUCAACGAGGACAAGCUCAAGUUUAUCCUGAUGGACUGCAUGGAAGGCAGAGUGGCCAUUACCCGGGUCGCAAACUUACUUCUGUGCAUGUAUGCGAAGGAGACUGUGGGCUUCGGGAUGCUGAAAGCCAAGGCAGAGGCCCUGGUGGAGUACCUUCAGGAACCACUGACGCAAGUUGCAGCAUCGUAGAUGGAUAAAUCUGAAAUUUGACCCUUACUUUGCUAAAACCCUGUUAUUUCAGGCUUUAUUUAUUUGCUUAGUUGAUCACAGACUAAAAUUGCACUGUUCUUUACACAAGUACUGAUCAGAAUUUGAUGUAAAUCACCCCCAAAUCCCCCCCC
Molecule: messenger RNA, 623 nt
Organism: Neoarius graeffei (lesser salmon catfish)
Lineage: Eukaryota; Metazoa; Chordata; Actinopteri; Siluriformes; Ariidae
Gene: lamtor2
Product: late endosomal/lysosomal adaptor, MAPK and MTOR activator 2
Exons: 4
Coding region: 94-471 (125 amino acids)
Biological process (GO): positive regulation of TOR signaling; cellular response to amino acid stimulus
Cellular component (GO): Ragulator complex
Molecular function (GO): molecular adaptor activity; guanyl-nucleotide exchange factor activity
Source: RefSeq, a predicted model, not a curated record